GGGCCCGCCGGCAGCAUGCAGAACGUCAUCAACACGGUGAAGGGGAAGGCCCUAGAGGUGGCCGAGUACCUCACCCCCGUGCUCAAGGAGUCCAAGUUUAAAGAAACUGGAGUAAUUACACCUGAAGAAUUUGUCGCAGCUGGAGAUCACUUAGUUCACCACUGUCCUACUUGGCAAUGGGCUUCAGGAGAAGAACUAAAAGUCAAGGCUUAUCUGCCAACAGACAAACAGUUUUUGGUAACUAAAAAUGUGCCAUGCUACAAAAGGUGUAAGCAGAUGGAGUACUCAGAUGAGCAGGAAGCAAUUAUAGAAGAAGAUGAUGGUGAUGGGGGAUGGGUAGACACUUUUCACAAUGCAGGUGUAGUGGGUGCAACAGAAGCAGUUAAGGAGAUCACACUAGACAGUAAGGAUAAUAUAAAAAUACCAGAACGUUCAGCAUCUUGUGAAGAUGAUGAUGAGGAAGAUGAAGGAGAAGCUGCAGACAUGGAAGAGUAUGAAGAAAGUGGGCUAUUGGAGACAGAUGAUGCAACGCUUGACACAAGACAGAUUGUAGAAGCUAACAAAGCUAAAGUUGAUGUUGGAGGGGAAGAUGCUAUUCUACAGACUAGAACUUAUGACCUCUACAUCACUUAUGACAAAUAUUACCAAACUCCAAGGCUCUGGUUAUUUGGAUAUGAUGAGCAACGGCAGCCUUUAACAGUAGAGCAUAUGUAUGAAGAUAUUAGUCAGGAUCACGUCAAGAAAACAGUGACCAUUGAAAACCAUCCUCAUCUUCCUCCACCUCCCAUGUGCUCAGUUCAUCCAUGCAGGCAUGCAGAAGUGAUGAAGAAAAUAAUCGAGACUGUUGCAGAAGGUGGGGGAGAACUUGGAGUUCACAUGUACCUUCUUAUUUUCUUGAAAUUUGUACAGGCGGUCAUUCCAACGAUAGAAUAUGACUACACAAGGCACUUUACGAUGUAACUAAAAUAAGAGAUGUCCUCCUCUGAUUAUCAAAUCUUUUUUUUAAAUAACCCAUCCAUGUGACUUAUAUGACAUUAUACACAAUUUCUGUAACUAACCUUUUAUCAAGUUGAUGCAUUAAAAUAAAAUGUUCCAUUACCA
This is a messenger RNA of Gymnogyps californianus (California condor), 1101 nucleotides long. RefSeq names its product autophagy related 3 (gene ATG3). Gene Ontology annotation, biological process: autophagy of mitochondrion; autophagosome assembly; nucleophagy. Gene Ontology annotation, cellular component: cytoplasmic ubiquitin ligase complex; cytosol. NCBI's taxonomy places the organism in Eukaryota, Metazoa, Chordata, Aves, Accipitriformes, Cathartidae. The coding region runs from base 16 to 960 and encodes 314 amino acids. The transcript has 12 exons. Gene Ontology annotation, molecular function: Atg8-family ligase activity. The record is from RefSeq and is a predicted model, not a curated record.